GUUGCCUCCGGCUGCAAAAUACAAAACUACGCGAUCGCCCUCUUACCUCCAUUGCAUGCCGCUACAACAAUUCAACGCAUCUUCUUCUUCUCUCUCUCUCGCUCUUUUCUUAUAAAUUGAAUAAGAAAACCACAAAGCUUUCCCAUACCCUCUCACACAACACACACGUUUUGUGACUGCUGCAGCCUAAAGACGCACAAAGUAUAUUUACUGCAAGCCUGUUACUGGCAGCUCUCGGGACUUGUUCCCAAAUCUCAUCUCACUAUCAUAUAUACUUGAUCUGUUGAUAUUGGAGCACCGUCCACAACACAUCAACGCCACAAUGUCAUCUCGCGAAUCACGCGAACAGCGGCACGGCAGAGGCUCACACUACGAGUUUGACUCCCGGCUUCAAUUUCACAACCUGGAGGGCCUGCAGGAUGCCUACAGACAGCUCUGGGACGAGAAUCAGAAACUCAAGGACAGCUGCGUCCGAUACGAAGCCGAGCUGGCAAACAAAAGGGCCCCAACUCCUGAGUCGGACAGCAUUCGCAAACACCGCAACACCAAUCUCCAAUUGAAGGAGGAGGUCAACCAGCUCAUCAAGGAUAAAAAGGGGCUUGCCAAGGAGCUUGAAAUUCUCCGCAAAGACAACGCUAGUCUGGUCGAGACAAUAAAACAACGUGAGGCCAAACUUAAAACGACUGAGGAAGACCUCACGGCAGCCGAGACCAGAAGCAUCCGCUACAAAGAAGAGAGGAACGCAGCACUGACUGCAAUCGAUGGAAAAAUCCGAAGCGGCUCAUCCGGCUCCUCUAGCGAUCGCAAAAAGGAAAAGGAGAGGGCAAAAGAGGAGAAGGCACGCCUUGGCCAACGAUUUGAGGUCAGCAAACCCCUUGAGCACAGCCUGCCGACACGUACAAGGCGAAUGAGCCGCGUCGAAAGGGAGGCCCCGUACAUUGAGGAUGAUAUGCUGCCUCGCGCGGGGAACUACUCGACAACUGCAACAGCAGGGGUCUCGAGAAUGGCCCCUGCUGGCACGCUCUACCAAGCCCCUCGAUCUCAUGCCAUGGAAGCCGCAGCAGACAACCGGAAUGGCCGGCAUAUGGACGACGGGAUGUACAACCCUAUCCCGAUUCCUCGGCAGAAGAAGUAAUUAUCGCAACAGACUAUUACGUUGAGAGGAUCAAGAUCAACUCUACCCGAUCAGGAGAGACGAUGGUUGGAUUGGAAGCUACAGAAACCAGGCUGUAACAAGAAAAGCAACAAAGACGGGAUCUCAGGGGGGCUCUUUGCAACUUUUCCAUUUGCUCAUGUUUUAACGAUACCCAUGUGUUAUUCUCUAUCACAUUGAAUUCUUCUAUAUACCCAUCAACAUUAUCACUGUACCCCUACCAAAGCGCCCAAAAGUUCACCUAGGGAAAAAAAUACGAAAAAAGCGAUACAUACAAGACGAACCUGAUUUCCGACUACACGGCAGCCUGCUCAAACACUGAGCAGCCAAGCCAAGACCAUUAUGCAGACAUUGACAGGCAGCAGUCACAUUUUGCAUUCCUGGUAGCCUGAGUCGUUUUACUCGUGACUACCGGUAUUGCGGUAGUACCUCGAGUGUGGUGUGGGAGUCACACAAGGAGAGAGAGAGAGAGAGAGAGAGGGUGUGUGUGUGGGGUAGCGCAACGCCUACCAGACAUGAACCGGGCUCAUCAACCACUGUUCCGACCCUUCGCUCCACACGACCCUUGUGCAGCCAGCCGUCUUGCCUGCCGCCCGUUGUUCCGUUGACUCAUUAGAGGCUGAGGACAGAAGAUCUUUGCAGGUUGAUGGCUUUACCCGUACCUACCAGCCUAAUGCCGAUUUGACUUUCUUUCUUUUCCUUUUGCUUUCUUUUCUUUCUUUUUCCUCUUAUUGUUGUUCAUGUCUCCUUUCCUUGUCGGGGCUCGAGUCACGCUUGACAAUUGUUGCUUUCAACGUGUACUAUAAUCUCGAGGGCUUCUUCUGAAGAUUGUUGAAUGAUUUUGGUUUAUUGAUAUGUCAGAGUACUAUACCGUGUCCUUGGACUUAUCUUUUUGUUGCCUAUACAAUUUUAACCAGAUGCAUGGUCCACAUGUCUUUGACUUAUAUGCUUGGAAUGCGACACGCCCUUUCCACUUGAAUGCAACGACUGAGCGGACGUAUUUGUGCCAUUUCCAAAGGUUUUAAA
This is a messenger RNA of Pyricularia oryzae 70-15, 2179 nucleotides long. RefSeq lists its product as hypothetical. The record is from RefSeq and is a predicted model, not a curated record. The coding region runs from base 323 to 1135 and encodes 270 amino acids. The transcript has 2 exons. NCBI's taxonomy places the organism in Eukaryota, Fungi, Ascomycota, Sordariomycetes, Magnaporthales, Pyriculariaceae.